Molecule: messenger RNA, 840 nt
Organism: Fusarium oxysporum Fo47
Lineage: Eukaryota; Fungi; Ascomycota; Sordariomycetes; Hypocreales; Nectriaceae
Product: mitochondrial 54S ribosomal mL58 domain-containing protein
Exons: 2
Coding region: 1-840 (279 amino acids)
Cellular component (GO): mitochondrial large ribosomal subunit
Molecular function (GO): structural constituent of ribosome
Source: RefSeq, a predicted model, not a curated record
AUGAAACAAGGGACUCGUCAGCUUGAAGUUUCAUCUCAUUGCACUGACUGCUUCAGGUGGUUUGCAGGGUCCAGCGGUAACCAUACGAUACGCCAAUUACCGCGGCCAAUCGCCUUCAGCCCGGUCCUCGAGGUCCAUACAAAGUCAAAUCAAAUCUCAAGUCGCCUGUACAACUAUUUCCUCGUCACGGGACCCUCGACAACAGACCAUCAAGUCACAAUGGAGUUUCGAAGCCUCGUCCGACCAGCCGCCAGGCUAUUCAGCCCUCGUGCUGCCCUUCCUACCGUUCCUUGCCGUGGCCACAAGACAACAAGCCGAACAAAACGAUCUUUAAAGAUUGCUCCUCACGAGUCCUUUCUCCCCGACCGAAAGGCAGCCUUCCCCGCCUCCGACUCUAUCAUCUACAACCCUCCUUCUUCCGAGGCCUCUCCUCUUCACACACCUUUCAUCUUCCUCCCACAUAACGACCCUCGCCGUGCCGCUCUCACACGAAUGCGACACACCCCGGGCUCUCCUCUGGAACCUAUUGCACCCGGCAAGCUUGCCCCAAAGAUGGACUAUCCUCGACGCAAUCCUGUAUACAACCUCAAGGCUGAGGAUAUCAGGGAGAUGAAGCGACUAAGGGCAGACGAUCCCGUUACAUGGAGUGUGAAUAAACUGGCUGAAAAGUUUGGCUGCUCGCCCGUUUUCGUCAAGAUGGCUGCUCCUGCACCCAAGACACAUGUUGAGGGUCUUAAGCGCAAGCAGGAGAGGAGGGAAUCACGAUGGGGUGCUAUUCGAACCGCCGCAAGAGAGGACCGCAAGAGGAGGACAGACAUGCUGUACCGUGGCGAGUUGUAA